This is a messenger RNA of Penicillium lagena, 972 nucleotides long. Its product is annotated as steroid dehydrogenase. Bases 1 to 972 code for a protein of 323 amino acids. The record is from RefSeq and is a predicted model, not a curated record. NCBI's taxonomy places the organism in Eukaryota, Fungi, Ascomycota, Eurotiomycetes, Eurotiales, Aspergillaceae. The transcript has a single exon.
AUGGGAGUGACUUGGUCGCAGUUCUUCCCACCCGCGCCAACCCUCACAGAGGCCAACCUGCCCAGCCAGAAGGGCAAGGUCUUCAUCGUGACCGGCGGGUACUCGGGCAUAGGCCUGGAAUUAUGCAAAAUCCUCUUGGGAGCUGGGGGCAAAGUCUACCUGGCUGGCCGCUCAGAAGAAAAGGCCAAGAGCGCGAUUGAAGAACUCAAGUCUUUGCACCCGUCAUCAGAUGGAGAUGUGCGUUUCCUCCCUCUUAACCUAGACGACCUGACGACCAUCAAAUCCGCUGUGGAGACAUUUACGGCGUCCGAGUCGCGACUGGACGUUCUGUUCAACAAUGCCGCUGUCUCCAACCCACCACAAGGCUCCAUCUCGCCCCAAGGCCACGACCUCCAGCUGGCGACUAACUGCUUGGGACCUCAUCUUCUCACUCAGCUCCUCCUGCCAACACUCAAGCGCACUGCCCAGGGCCAGCCGCCGGCUUCCGUGCGUGUUGUAUGGAUGGCCUCAAUCGUUGUGGACUUAUCCGCUCCUGCAGACGGCGUGAAACUGGAAGAGCUGCUCCGUCGCGACACGCAUCCGCAGCGCAACUACGAAAACACGAAAGUCGGGAACUGGUUUCUGGCAGAUGCGCUCGCCCAUCAAGCAGGAUCUGACGGCAUCUUGAGUGUGGUCGUGAACCCAGGGAACCUAAAGUCGGCGCUGACUCGUCAUUUCUCUCCAUUGGUUCCCUUGCUCGCUGCGCCUCUCUUGUACCAUCCCAGGAUGGGGGCGUAUUCUGAGCUUUGGGCUGGGCUUUCAAGUAACCUGACUAUAUCUGAUGGUGGGAAAUAUAUCAUCCCCUGGGGUCGCAUUCAUCCAAGUCCGAGGACAGACCUGCUGCGCGCGAUGAAGACCAAGGCAGACGGUGGGACGGAGACCGCAGCGACGUUCAUACAGUAUUGCGAUGAUCAGAUCCUGGAAUUUAAAUAA